AUGGCGUUUCCAACGAGGACAUCAGGGAGCCUCCGCCAUGUGAUUUUGUUGUUCCUCCCGAUCCCCUACCUCCUCGGCUUCCUCUUCUUCUUCGUUGUCGCCCUCAUCUUCAUUGAGUUCUGCUGUGGCACCCGAUCACGCAAGUGCGACUGCCACGGUUGCAAGGGCUUGAAGAAGGCCAUGGAAUUCGAUUUGCAGCUGCAGACGAAGGAGUGUGUCAAGACCGGGUCUAAGAAGAUCGAUAAGUUGCCCUUGAAGGGCGGGAGUGACGCCAAUCCCGAUUACGAGUGUCUCCAGUCCGAGCUCCGAAAGAUGGCUCUGCCCAAUGGCUUUGCCGUCUUGCUUUUUAGGGCACGGUGUGGGUGCCCCGUUGCCAAGCUUGAAGGCUGGGGUCCCAAGCGAGGUCGUCGGCAUAAGAAGUGA
This is a messenger RNA of Rosa chinensis, 423 nucleotides long. RefSeq lists its product as uncharacterized. NCBI's taxonomy places the organism in Eukaryota, Viridiplantae, Streptophyta, Magnoliopsida, Rosales, Rosaceae. The coding region runs from base 1 to 423 and encodes 140 amino acids. The record is from RefSeq and is a predicted model, not a curated record. The transcript has a single exon.